Molecule: messenger RNA, 6451 nt
Organism: Hippocampus zosterae (dwarf seahorse)
Lineage: Eukaryota; Metazoa; Chordata; Actinopteri; Syngnathiformes; Syngnathidae
Gene: tgfb2
Product: transforming growth factor, beta 2
Exons: 8
Coding region: 719-1960 (413 amino acids)
Biological process (GO): transforming growth factor beta receptor signaling pathway; regulation of cell population proliferation; SMAD protein signal transduction
Cellular component (GO): extracellular region
Molecular function (GO): type III transforming growth factor beta receptor binding; type II transforming growth factor beta receptor binding; growth factor activity
Source: RefSeq, a predicted model, not a curated record
CUGGCACGCGUUAGAGACGAGCUGUCGUCGGGGUGAAGAGACACAGAAGGAAGAUUAUCAGCUGCUUUCUGGAAGGUGUAACGGUUUCGUCGUCAACGAGUGUCGGUGUGGAUUUUAUUGAGGAGAUCACCAGAACGCACGACUGAACUGUGAUACACGGCGACUUCAUUUUCAGCAAAACAAUUUGGGAUUACACAUGAAGGAAUUGGUCAUUUAUUUUGACGUUGAAACAGAUAGACGUCUCUGGCUCGUGGCUCCAGAAUUGCGUCCGGUGCCGUUUUUGGAAGCUGUGAUGAACCGAGCCCUCUGAUGCGGUGAGAGUGUGCGUGAGUCCUGCGGGUAAACAACUCAGUCCACCAACUAUAACUGUUGCUUUUUUUUUCGGUUCCAGACUUUUGCCCCGUUUCAUGGCUCCUAACACUGAUACAGGCAACACUUGGCUGUACUUUUACGCACAAUAGAUGCGACAGCCCCGUUAAAUGAGCGUGGACCUGUUGCUUCCGAACCUUUGAAUGAAUUCUCGGCUAAAGCAGACAACCAGCCCACUUUUAUUCAUGAAACCUUUUUAAAAUAUUUGAGAAGCUGAUUGACUCCUGCGCGCAAACGCGAUCAGAAACUUUAGAUUUUUGUCCUUAAAAUGUGUAUUCUUGAUGUCUUUUAAGUCACUAUUGUGAAUGCUCUUUUCUUAUUAGUGUAACUUUCAGCCCUAGAGGACAAGAUGAACCUGUGCUUUGUCAGCCUUCUCCUCAUUUUGGAUUUAGUUUCCGUGGCGUUCAGUUUGUCGACAUGCAGCAUAUUGGACAUGGAGCAGUUCAAGAAGAAGCGCAUCGAGGCUGUCCGAGGGCAGAUCUUAAGCAAACUUAAACUCGCCAAUCCUCCAGAGGACUUCCCCGAGCCCGAGGACGUGUCCAGGGACAUCGUGGCCAUUUAUAACAGUACACGGGACCUACUGCAAGAGAAGGCCAAUGAACGGGCGGCGACAUGCGAGCGGCAGCGGAGUGAGGAGGAGUAUUACGCCAAGGAGGUGCACAAGAUAGAAAUGCAGCCCAUCUAUCCUUCUGAGAAUGUGAUUUCUCCCACUCUCUUCAACCCUUACUUCAGACGGCUAAUGUUUGACGUGUCCUCCAAGGAGAAGAACGCCUCCAACCUGGUGAGAGCCGAGCUGAGAAUCUUUCGUCUUCAAAAUCCUACGGCAAGAGUAGCUGAGCAGCGCAUUGAGCUCUACCAGAUUUUAGCACACAAAGACCUGACGUCGCCAACUCAACGAUACAUUGACAGCCGAGUGGUACGAACGCAAACAGAGGGCGAGUGGCUGACCUUUGAUGUGACAGAGGCAGUGAGCGAAUGGAUGAAUCACAGAGACAGAAACAGUGGAUUCAAGCUCAGCCUACAUUGUCCAUGCUGUACUUUUGUUCCAUCAAAUAACUACAUUAUUCCCAACAAGAGUGAGGAGCUGGAAGCACGGUUUGCAGGUAUUGAUGACAGCUUCGUCAGCAGUGGUGAUCUAAAAGUACUCAAGAGGCUGCGCCACAAUACUCGGACACCACACCUUCUCAUCAUGCUGCUGCCCUCAUACCGAUUGGAGUCUCCGUUCCACCACAAAGCACAUCGAACAAAGAGAGCCCUGGAUGCAGCUUACUGCUCCAGAAAUGUUCAAGACAACUGCUGCUUGAGAACACUCUACAUUGACUUCAAGAAAGACCUUGGCUGGAGUUGGAUUCAUGAGCCAAAGGGCUACGAUGCCAACUUUUGCGCUGGAGCCUGUCCUUAUCUCUGGAGUGCUGACACGCAACAUGCCAAGGUGUUAGGCCUUUAUAACAGCAUUAACCCUGAUGCAUCAGCGUCACCCUGCUGUGUAUCUCAGGACCUGGAACCCCUCACCAUCCUCUACUAUAUCGGCAAGACGCCGAUAAUAGAACACCUCUCCAAUAUGAAGGUCAAGUCUUGCAAGUGCAGCUAGAAAACUAAGCCAGCACAAGCCACACCCAACUUCCUUUCCACAAGAACGCACACACACCAAUUGCAACCAUGCUAUCGCUUCUAUUUUCACUCACACGGUCCAGUGUCAUGUGUUCAAGAUUAGCGGUACUGAACAAAUAAACUUCAUUCCAAAAUGGCACUGCUUACACUCUUACAAAUACACUACACAGACCUUGAUUCCACAAAGACUUUGACACCAUGUGCCUUGUAUUUGUUUUUUGUUUUUUCCAUGGUCUUUAGCAGACAUCAAAUCUGGCUGGUGAGCAAAUAUUUUGAUGCUGAACAUUAGUCCAAGUUGAAGUGCGCCUUCAGUGUGCGGUGCCCUGCUCGGCUUUCCAAGCAUCGGCCCCACUCAGCUAUCCAAUUUCAAGAUUCAACCUGUCAUAUCCAAUCAUGCCUCUUUCUCCUGUAUGGGUAACAGUGCAGUUAUUUUGGUGCUAACAGAAUUAGACUGGGGUAUUGUUCUCAUGUAGCUAAACAAGCAAAACAAAAGGCUCGAAGAGUAAGAAAUCCUGAGUAUUUUAUAAUGACAAAUGAACACCAUGAAGUCAUAUUUACACAAGAUAUCGGCAAUUACCUGAAAUGUUUUGUACGGUGUUUGCCAUACAUUAAGAUGAUAGAUUACCACUGUCUUUCAGAGAAACACAGUGCAAUUAAUCGUGAUCCAGUUUUAGUGAGAUCAACUAACACUCAGGGCUCUAUUUUUAUUGGCAGGCACAUGCGCAUGGGUGUAUAACUGGCACAUCUUGAUUUUCAUGGCGAUGUAAGCCUCGUUUCGAAUUUGACAGAUCAUGCCGUGCCAUGCCGUGCAUUCAGGCAGACCCAGAGUAUUUUCUUUUACGUGGCCCCGGCACACCUGAUGACUUGGUGGCUGAAAGUAGGCUAAAAUGGCCCUGAGUCUUGACUUCCCUCGUUUUAACUCAAAAUAAAAAGUACCAAACAGUUCUGUCCCUUAUUAGUUAAUUCAGUUGAGGAGAAUUGCUGUAUUCUACAGCUUUGUUCAUUGAAAUGGUUACCUUUUCCUGAUUGACAGAAGAAAACUGAAAAUUACAAUUGCUGUUGGCUUGUCUCGACAUGAUCUAUCACAUAUCAAUAGACGACACCUUAGAGCAGUGUUUCCCAACCUUCAGUGGGCAGAGGAACCCAUUUCACAUUUGAACAAUUUCAUGAACACUGAAAUAAUGGUGAUCUGGUCUCAAUUUACCCACAAACUAACUUACCCCAUGUGAAAUGUCGAACUUUUUAAUUGAAAACAUAGGCGUUUACCUCGUAGACCUUACCAUGAAGUUAUUUUGUUGGAUGAAUGGCAACCGGGAGAUACACAGGUUCAUUUUACCACCUGACAUCAAUUGGAAGAGCAUUUAUUUGUUCUGCCCGUCACUAUACAUCACUGGCAUUGAUAGAUGAAGAUACUGUAUAUACAUACAUGUAUAUAUACAGGUAUUCAUCAUUUAUUUAUUUUUUUUUAAUUGGGGCAGACUCAGUGUGAUUGGAUAAUUUCCAGCGGCACCCCUGAAGCGCUCUCAAGGCACACUUGUGUGACAUGACACUCUAACCGGCUGGGAACCAUUGCCCUCCACAAAACCUUGUCACAUGUUGAUGGCAGCCUCCGUACAACAGUGACACUGCCAAUAGGUUAUUGAAUAAAUGAAUCAGUAAAACCCUGGUUGAAAAAAAAAAACUUUGUUUUUAACAUGAAGGAUGAAAUAAUAGCGUUAGUAAUGUAAUGACAAAAUGUUGAUUGCCAUCGCAACGAUGCGCAAGUGGAUGUGCCCUUUUUUUUCAAUGGGCUUCUAUAGAAGGCCCAGUCAACAUGAAUCACCUCACGUGCUUGUCACACGAGACAGAUUAAGGCAAACACUGGAAGUUUAUGUGAUAAGUGUCUACAUGUGAAAUGAGUUCUGAAAAUUACACAGAUCCACCCUCAAUCCCCAUCCACCUUUGCGCUCGCGCUUAUUCAAUCAUACCACCUCCUCAUUUGUAUCUGUCUUUGUUUUGUAUCCUUUGUCAUUUUUUAUGUGUUCUUUGUAUUGCUAUUUAAGAUGUUCGUGCUUUGAUGCGCUACACUCAAGAAACUUUGAAUAUAUCGAGAAGUGGAAAUGCAACCUCGCCGACCCUUUGUAUCUGUCAGGUGCUCCAUUAAAGAUUUUUUUGUUGUAAAAUGUUAAUAGUUUUGGAAAUAACUGCUGUCCGCUUAUAUAGUGAAAGGGUGAGCAACUUGUGCAAGUGUUCCAGAUGUGCAGCUUGAUUUCCAAACGGUUUUCAAAACAGUUCACUCGAUAAAAUAUUUGUGUCUAUCAUGAUAAAAAACCCAACAUUGUUUGGGAGUGAAACUCAGUUUGCACAUGUUGCAGAAAUUAGAUGGCUAUUCUGUAGAACAAAGCAAUAAGCAGCUGGAAGAUUGUUCAUUUUCUGACAGGCCUGAGACCAUUGUAGGUGGAGCGCAUCUUAAUGACAUCGAGUUGCUGUAGCUUCCUCGUUAUAUAUUUCAGACCACAUACUGUAGUGAGCAUGUUGAUAACAUGGGCAUUAAACAAUUAUUAUGAUGCAUGUCAAACAUUUGACAUUGGCAGUGCUGCAGCAUUUGUUCAAUGCGAAAGAUGGAAGAAGCUACUGAAAUGGCAACCAUUCAGUUUGAGAUAAUGCAAGCAGCAAUUACUUUUUCUUAAGAUUCUAGUUGGUUCCAAGAAAUGUACUUUUAUUUUUAAAACUUGGCUAUUCUCACGUGCUCUGGAAAACACAACAUUGCUUAAUCGUGUAAUCUUACAUCUCAAUUUGAAGUAGGCCAACUUGAAGCAAAUACAGCUAUUCAAAACUGCCGCAAUGAAGAAAUAGGCUUGCAAAUUCCAGCAUCAAAACUUUCCUUGGGAAUUAAUGGGAAUAUAUAAACAUUAACAGAAAGUAAUUCAUUGGAAUACAUUUGAAAUUUACAGUUUAGUUAUCAAUGGGAAAUGUUAUUAUAUUAAUGUAGGGAACAAUGUUUUGCAGUACUGUAGUAUAUUUCUUCACAGACUGGUUUGUUUGUUUUUUUUCUACUUUGAUUUUGGAGCUAUUGCUGGAAAUGUUUUCAUUCUAUUUUAAAAAAUAAUCAAUUUGUAAGUCCUCAUUUCUGUUCGAGUUGGUUAAGCGUCGAGAUCUCACAGAAUUUGGAAGUGUCUGCAUUAAGCACAAAAAUCUUGUCAUCAAAUACAUUUGUUAAGCACUGCAUCCAGUCUGUAUUGUACAGGAUAUAUAUUUGUUGGAGUCAAGAAUAAUGCCCGGUUCAAUAGCACGGACUGAAUAUUUAUUCUCGAGGAAAAAAAAACUCUCGUGAAUAUGUUAAUACAGUUUAGCUGAGGUUGUCCAUCCCUUUGCAAGCCAACUAAUCAUCAAAUAUGAUCUGUCUGUGACUGCCACAUGAAAAAGUGCAACACAAUAUAUUAUUUUGCAACCAACAACUGAAAUGGGACACUAUUGAAAAGUCUCUUUUUUUCCUUCUUUCCUUAGGAAAUAAAACUCCCAAAUUCCUUGGAUUUAUUAUGAUUUUUUUUGAAGGAAGCAAAUCCGAAUCCGUGUCCAGUCUAUCCCUAACAUGACAAAAAUUGCUUCUGCCAUCCGUGUCCCUUUCACUGUACGGUUGAAUCAAAAACUUUCCAUCCAUGGAGAAACUAAAAGCGAUGACACUUUAUAGACAUUGGGCGAAUAUUGGUAUCAGUGGUUGUAAGGUGUCCUUGAGUUUCUAGAAAGGCGCCCACAAAUAAAAUGUAUUAUUAUUAUUAUUAUUAUUAUUAUUAUUAUUAUUAUUAUUAUUAUUAUUAUUAUUAUUAUUAUUAUUAUUAUUAUUAUGUCAUGCUCUCACCAUAGUCAUGGGCAUAGCUUACAGUGUUUCUAACCACUUUGUCUUCUGGUGAGGUCUUUUACAAGUGAUGACAGUGCACAUGCAGAAACGCUGCGUACUAUUAGUGUCAUUUGACCAAUUUAGGAAGGUUGCUGACUGGAAUAAGGAGCAUUUCAAAUGUUUUCAAGAUGGAAGAACAUUACAAAACACAUUAGUCAGUCAAUGGCCAAUUGAUCCACUUUGUUCGAGGUUAGGAAAAUGUCAUCACUGAGCCAUACUGUAUUUCUGCCAACAUGACACUUUUGUUACACCCUCGUCUCUCUGUCAUUAGCUUUCAAAACAAAUUGCACUGAUGUUGUUUUCGUUUUGUUUUUAGUGUAUUAAAAAGAGAAGGUAUUCCCUUUAUAUUUUAGUUAGUCAACACCCGCCCCCUUCCACCUUCAUCAAACAAGGAGUGUGGAUAACCAGCCCAAAUGGGCAAUGCCAGUGGACAUCCUGACUAGCAGGGAAAAAAAGAUUUCUACACGCCUUUUUUGUUGUUGUUGUUUUUUAUUGUGUUUUUGGUUUUUAAUGAUGUGAUUGUGACCCACCAUGUUGUACUGUAAUAAGGUAUAUUGUGGUGCUCUAGUGGAAAAUAAAUUAUUUAUAAUUCAA